AUGAAGUGUCUCUGGCUGCUGCUGACCACGCUGCUGGUACCUGUGCACCUGGCGGGGGCCUGGCCCCCCAAGUACGCGGUUGAUUGCCCCGCGCAGUGCGACAGUAACCAAUGCAAAACCAGCCAGCGCUGCAAACAGACGGUGCUGGACGACUGCGGCUGCUGUCGCGUGUGCGCCGCGGCAGCGGGAGAGAGGUGCUACCGCACGGUCUCCGGUGUGGACGGCGCCAAGUGCGGCCCGGGGCUACAAUGCCAGUUUUCCAACCUCCAGGAUGUUUUCGGUGAAGAGUUUGGUAUCUGCAAAGAGUGUCCCUAUGGUACCUUUGGAAUGAACUGCCAAGAGAUCUGCAAAUGUCCUUCCGUCAUAUGUGAUAAAGUCAACGGAAAAUGUUUGAAAUUUUCCUUUUUCCAGGCUAAUUCAAAGCCUUCUGGCAGGAGAUCGGUGGCCCCUUCAGAUCAUGACAUGGCUUCUGGAGAUGGCAACUCGGUCAAAGAACAAUUUGUGAAAAAGAAUGGAACUCGUUCUCCAGUUAUGAAAUGGUUAAAUCCCCGCUGA
Gracilinanus agilis (Agile Gracile Mouse Opossum) is the source of this 555-nucleotide messenger RNA. RefSeq names its product endothelial cell specific molecule 1 (gene ESM1). The coding region runs from base 1 to 555 and encodes 184 amino acids. The record is from RefSeq and is a predicted model, not a curated record. Lineage: Eukaryota; Metazoa; Chordata; Mammalia; Didelphimorphia; Didelphidae. Gene Ontology annotation, cellular component: extracellular region. The transcript is spliced from 3 exons.